UUGUUGAUAUUCGCUGGCUGUGAGAGGGGGGACUAUCGUCUAUGCCGCUUGCACUAACAUUAUGAUGCAUGACUUUUCCUUGGACAUCGAGACCGUAAUUGCCAUAGAAAUGAAAUGUAACAAGAGUAAGAAAAUUGAAGUUGGAUUUCGUGUAGGCAGAACGAUAGUGACGAGUGAGUUGUAUUUUAAGUACAAAGGAGGUAGCAAUCCGUGAUAGGGAGUGAACAAGAGCGGAAUACGAACUGUGACAUUGAGGGUGAAGAAUGGAGAUGCACGGUUUCCAUCGUAAAAUACACAUUAGCAAGCGUACCAUUUCAGUAAACGACAUCAGCAAAGAGAACUGAUGAACAUCGCGCGCUUACGACUUAUGGCCUUGUCAUCUAAUGAUAAGAUAUGUAGGUGAACGCGUGAGAUACGACCCGUUUCCUCCAUCAUUGGUGACACGAGUUAACGUAUGGCAACAGAAAAAGAAAUUUACGAAAAAUGAAAUCUUACUUUAUUGGUGUCGACGUGGGAACUGGAAGUGUCAGGGCUGCUCUAGUAACAAGAAAUGGUGAACUAUUGCACACUUCGUCCAAAGACACGAAAACAUGGAGCCCGAAAGUAGGUUAUUUUGAACAGUCUACAGAUGACAUAUGGAAAGCAGUUUGUUCUGUGGUGAAGGAUGUUACAAAGAAUGUGCCUAGCAAUGCUGUGAAAGGUAUUGGGUUUGAUGCUACAUGUUCUUUGGCUGUGAUGGAUGCAGAAGGAAAUCCUCUCUCUGUCAGUCCUACAGGAAAUAAUGAGCAAAAUGUAAUUCUGUGGCUGGACCAUCGUGCUUUUGACGAGGCAGAGUUUAUCAAUAGCUUGAAGCAUCCUGUCUUGAAAUAUGUUGGUGGCAAGAUUUCACUUGAAAUGGAGACACCCAAACUUCUGUGGCUGAAGAGGAAUAUGAAGGAACAGUGUUGGAAUAAAGCUGAAUAUUUCUUUGAUUUGCCAGAUUUCUUGACUUGGAGAGCCACUGGUGUAGAUUCACGGUCACUGUGCUCUUUAGUCUGCAAGUGGACAUAUGAGGCUCAUCCAAAUGGGAAUAAUGGUUGGAGUGAGGACUACUUCAGGCAGAUUGGGUUGUCAGACCUGAUGGAGCAGAAUUGGAAGAAAAUUGGUUCUGUGGUGAAGGAGCCUGGUUCUCCCUGUGGUAGUGGACUCAGUGAGCAGGCAGCACAAGAAUUGGGGCUGCAGUGCGGAACUCCUGUUGGAACAUCCAUAAUUGAUGCUCAUGCUGGUGGUUUAGGUAUGAUUGGAUGCUCAGCAGGCUCAGUGUGCAAGGAAUUCCAAACCAGGCUGAGUCUGAUAUGUGGCACUUCCACAUGCCACAUGGCUGUGCACAAGGAUGCACUGUUUGUGGAAGGUGUUUGGGGACCUUACUUCAGUGCUAUGGUCCCGGGUUACUGGUUGAACGAGGCUGGUCAGAGUGCCACUGGCAAGUUGAUUGAUCAUGUGAUAGACUCUCACCCAGCCACUGCACAAUUAAAAGCCAAGAUUGGGAAGAAUAUGCAUAUUCAACAAUAUUUGAACAGUGUUCUUGAAAAUAUGGCCAAGAAGAAAGGUGUUGCUUCAGUUUCUAUGUUAACCAGCGAUAUUCACGUGUGGCCCGACUUCCAUGGGAAUCGUUCACCUCUUGCUGAUCCAUCAUUGUUGGGAAUGAUCUGUGGGCUGACUCUGGCGGCAGAUGAAGAGAACUUGGCACUCAUCUAUCUUGCGACCAUUCAAGCUUUGGCUUAUGGCACACUACACAUUAUGCAUGUGCUGUGUGCAGCCAACCACUCGGAUAUUCAGUCACUGCUAGUAUGUGGAGGUCUGAGUCGCAACCCACUGUUUGUUCAGACUCAGGCUGAUGUGGCAAAUCUCCCAGUUCUGUGUCCCCGAGAGAGUGAAUCUGUUCUCAUUGGAGCAGCAAUCCUUGGAGCUUGUUCUGCAGGAGCAUUUCCUGAUGUACAGACUGCCUUGAAGGUCAUGGGAGGUGAAGCUGACAUUGUCAGUCCCAGACACAAGGAACACAGAUAUCAUCAAAAGAAAUACAAAGUUUUCCUUAAGAUGGUGGAACAUCAGAGGGAAUAUAGAGCAAUAAUGUCCCAAGAUUAAAGGCCUACUUCUCUUGGAGUUACAUAUUUGACUGACAAAGUAUGUAUUUUUAUACAAUUUUUUUUAUCAUGGUACAACUUAAAGAUCUGAUUGAAUUGUAUACAUAAGUUAAAAAUAAUAUAUUUAGGCUUUUUUGUGGAGAUUAUAUAUUUAUAUAUAUAUUAUUUUAUCUGCAGUAAUCAUGAAAUUCAUGUGAAAAUGUAAAAUGCAAAAUUCAUGUAAUUGUAAAAACAUGCUCAUUUUAUAUCUUGACCUGACUUGAAAUUGAUACUCUGUUCUCAAAUUUGUAUUUCAAGUCUGAAAACAUCACUGUUAGGACGUUUUCCCAUGUCUCGCAGUGUGAACCAGUCUUAAGACUGAAGAUGAUAUAGGUAAAGCAGACAAACUUGUAGUUGGUGUCUGUUUUUGCAUCCUGAGUGUGUUUAUCCACAGCUUGCACUCAUGAUGGUUUGUAAUGUUAUAUUCACAGUUCAUAUUAUUUUUGGGGUAAUUUCACAAUAUACAGGUCAGACUUAUCAGAUUCACUAUGUUGGUCUAUUCACUUGUAAUACAUUCCAUUCUGGGUGAAUGUAAUUUUAUGACAUUUGAUAUUACAGUGCUUGCUGAAAUGAAUUGCUGAAAUUGAAUGUUGGGCUAAUUUUGAUGUGGACUGUCAUUUUAGAGGUAGAGAAAACAUCACAUAAAAUUUCCAUUGACCAUACAGUGGACUUAUAACAAUACAUUUGUUUUGCAAAGCAACCAUUUGAGAUAUUAUAUGGGUUCAGCAAAAUAAACACAAAAAUAGAA
Messenger RNA from Zootermopsis nevadensis, 2910 nucleotides. The record is from RefSeq and is a predicted model, not a curated record. Lineage: Eukaryota; Metazoa; Arthropoda; Insecta; Blattodea; Termopsidae.